AUGGCGCGCACGGUUCUCGCUCGCCUGCCACCACCGCGGCAACGCGACCAGGCGCGACAGCACGAGCGCGAGCAGCCUGAAGGAGAAGAACGACGACGCGAGGAGCACGAGCGCGAAGACGACCUCGAUCGGCAAUCCCAGGCGUCCACGUAUCGUGAACGUCCGAAGUUCGACAAGCCGCGCAUCACGUUGUCCACUUUCACAGGCAGCGAUCCGGACGCAUGGCUCCACAGGGCGGUACAAUAUUUUGAGCUUAAUGAAACCGACGGUCCCGACCGCGUGAGAUACGCAGCUUAUUAUCUUGAUGGUGAGGCCAACGUAUGGUGGCAAUGGCUCACAAGGAUCUAUCGCAAGCGACAACAAAUUAUUACUUGGGAUGUUUUUGAGAGAGAGUUGCUUACGCGAUUUGGUACAUCCGAUUAUCAUAAUUACAAUGAGGCUCUUACGCGCAUACGGCAAACAGGCAGCCUACGCGAAUACAUUAGGGAGUUCGAACGAUUAGCUUUCCGCGUGCGCAAUUGGCCGGAAGAUGCACUAGUUGGCGCGUUUAUCGGCGGGUUGAAAUUUGACCUGGCCGCUGAAGUUUGGCUCGAGAGGCCCGACACCAUGCACGACGCGAUGGAAGUGGCACGACGACGAGAGGAUCACCUCGUCGCCAUGCGAAGGGGACGGGCGGACGUGCGAUUCGCGGACACACGUCGCACGGGACCAAACCCGACCACGGCCAGCGCACGACCGAACGUUAACCAUCGGCCAGCGGGGUCGAUAGUAAGGCGGCUGUCUCCCGAGGAGGUCAAGCGGCGACGUGAGAAGGGUCUUUGUUUUAAGUGCGAGGAGAAGUUCACUCCGGGCCAUCAGUGCAAGCAAGCCUUUGUCAUUGAGGUGGCCAACCCGGACGACGCGGAGGUUGAGGUUGAGGAGGAAUCGCAUCAGGAGGACGAGAUUGAGACCUUCAGUGAGGAGCCUGAAAUUUUGAUGCAUGCGAUGACGGGGAUCAGAGGGCCGAAAACAAUGCGACUACCAGCAUGGGUCAAGGAUCGAAGAGUAGUGGUGCUCGUAGACAAUGGUUCAUCGCAUAAUUUCAUCAAUGCUGACUUGUCGCAAAAGUUGAGAUUGCCAACCACAAAGAUCGAGCCCUUUGAGGUACGAGUAGCCAAUGGAGAGAGGUUGCAAUGCUCUGAGUCUUUUCGGAGGGUGCCGAUCAAGUUCCAAGGGGUCACGAUAAAAGCUGAUUUGUAUGCUUUACCACUAGUUGGGCCAGAUGUAGUGCUAGGAAUUCAAUGGCUUGAAGGGUUAGGCAAGGUGACGACCGACUAUCGAACAGGCAUUAUGGAGUUCAACUCCGAAGGACGGCAGGUCACCCUAAGUGUCGGCACUGAUAAAGAAACUAAGGAAGUAGGGCUGAAAAAUAUUGAAAGA
This is a messenger RNA of Striga hermonthica, 1419 nucleotides long. NCBI's taxonomy places the organism in Eukaryota, Viridiplantae, Streptophyta, Magnoliopsida, Lamiales, Orobanchaceae. The record is from the annotation of a GenBank genome assembly.